AUGGUCUUCACCCGUUACCCGGUUCCAGGAAAGACAAAGACAAGACUCAUUCCAGCAAUUGGCCCCGAGAAAGCCGCGAAGCUACAGCAAAACCUCACGUCGCAUACGCUCCGCGCCGUUCUCAAGUUUGCUCACAAUACACAAGCAAUACCGGAAGUCCAUUUUUCUGACGGCGACAAGGACCUCAUGCGUCGUAUGUUCGGGGAUGGCAUUGCUUAUUUGCUGCAAACCGGCGGGUGUCUUGGCGAACGGCUGACAUCGGCGUUCGAGGCGGCCUUUCAAGCCGGCGCCGAUCGCGUGAUCGUGAUUGGUUCCGAUUGUCCAAGAAUCGAUUCGGCGACAUUAGCGAAAGCGAAUACCCUGCUGGAAAAAGCAGACAUGGUGAUCGGUCCUGCUGAGGAUGGGGGAUAUUAUCUGCUUGGUUUGAAGGCCCCGCGGCCUGAACUUUUCCAGGCAAUACCCUGGGGUGGCGGGGACGUUUUGUCAGCCACACUGCAAGCUGCCAAACAGAUGCAACUAACCACCCAGCAGCUUCCCGCGUUACCCGAUGUCGACUAUCCGGAAGACCUGAUUCC
This is a messenger RNA of Symbiodinium sp. CCMP2456, 575 nucleotides long. The record is from the annotation of a GenBank genome assembly. Lineage: Eukaryota; Dinophyceae; Suessiales; Symbiodiniaceae.